AUGGCUGCCGCCGAACAUAGUCUGCAGACCAUCCUGGACGCGGCCAAGCAAGCACCCCCACCUCCCAUAUCCAACGGCCCGGCUCUUAGUUGGAUGCCUCCUCAUGCAGGCCUAGAACACGGACAUUCUGCUGCGGGUCCUUCGACGCCUGUCCAGCGCACCAGUACCAAGCGUCGACUCGAGGACUCGGACGCGAACGACCCCCACCGCAAGAUUCGACGCGUCGUCCGGGACCAUGUCAGCAACGAUCCUGGGCGCGUCAUGCCCAUGACGACUGUAGUCUGCCUGCAUGCAGCUGUGGCGCAAAAGUCCUAUGGCAGCGAGAAGCGCUUCUUGUGCCCUCCUCCUGUCGUUCACAUCGAAGGUCCCGUAUGGAACCUGAAGUCACAGCAGAUGGCCAUGGCCGUAGUCACCGAGACUGAAGGCCCUUUGGACAACAGCUUGAACGCCAGCUUCAAGUUCCUUCAUGUCGCUGGCACUGCGAAAACGAAAAGCUUCCAACUCUCUCUUGACAUCGCGGAGCCGCCUGAUACCGCUCCCGAUGGUACCGAGCAAGGAAACGGGCGCGUUUGGGCGUCGUUCGACUCUGCGCCGGUGACUAUCAUCUCAAAGCCAUCAAAGAAGACAGCCAAGACGCGUAGCAUUGCGUCCUGUAUCCUCGCUGGAGGCCCAGUAUCAUUAUUUAAUCGCAUCAAUUCGCAGACAGUACGCACCAAAUACAUGACCGUUGACCGCGGCCAACUGUGCGCAAGUAACGUCGCCUGGUCCGCGUUUACCGUGAACGUCAUAAGCCGACCUGUUACAGCGGACGACGAAACACCCAUCGGUCCUGGUCCGCAGACCGUAUUGUAUGGCAGUAAGAUUAUCUUGCAAGACAACGUCACUGGCACCCCACACCACCGCUCGUCAUCCGAAAGGUUGAUAAGGGGAGAAUCACGCAGGACGAUGGUGGCCCCGCCAAUGCCUGGCACUCCUGGCGUGUCGUUCCGCCUACGCCAGGCCUCGCGAAUCAAGCAGGCUCCUCGUGUACGCGAAGAAGUCGCGAAUGGUCAGAACGUGAUCAUUGACGAAGUGGAUGAUUACUGUGCUGGACAAUCGUUGGUAUAUUACACGUUUUCGACGCCUUCGGUCAAAUAA
Molecule: messenger RNA, 1137 nt
Organism: Fomitopsis serialis
Lineage: Eukaryota; Fungi; Basidiomycota; Agaricomycetes; Polyporales; Fomitopsidaceae
Exons: 7
Coding region: 1-1137 (378 amino acids)
Biological process (GO): regulation of transcription by RNA polymerase II
Cellular component (GO): nucleus
Molecular function (GO): DNA-binding transcription activator activity, RNA polymerase II-specific; RNA polymerase II cis-regulatory region sequence-specific DNA binding
Source: RefSeq, a predicted model, not a curated record